CAUUGACAACGCCAUUGAACAACACCACUCUCCACAAUGGCGUCAAGAACACCCGCGACCAUGUCGCUCCUCCGCCAAACAUACACAACACCGCUCUCACGAACAACCACAAUCCUUCCCAGGACCUCAAUACAACAACAACAACCACAACUCUACCUCCGCCCCUUCUCCUCCACCCCAUCAAACCUCAAAAAGAAAUCCGGCCCCCAAAAACGCGACGCCCGAAUAACCGCAAUCCGCUACUUCCUCCACCACCCUCUAACCCCUCGUCCCCUCCGCCUCAGCCGUACGCGCUACCUCCGCCACUGGACAAUCCACCGCGCCUGGCAACGCUACCAAGACAAACUCAAACGCGAACGCCAACUCGAACUCGAACGACAAUACAACAGCAUGGCCGAAGCCUGCGAGCAAUUGCGACUCAUCGAUGGCGAAGGCAUGACUCAUGAGGAAAGGAUCAAAUACGGACAGAAACCGUUGACGCAAGCGAAAGAAGAGGGAGGGAAAGGGCCGAGUGAGGAGGAUGUUUUGAGGGCGAGGGAGGGGAGGUUGUAUAGGCUUGCGAUGAAGAAGGAUGAGAUUUGGGAUGGGGUUCCGAUUGAAUAUGCGAGGAUUCAGACGGAGACACCGGCGAGGGAGGGGUGGAAUCAUGGGUGGACGAGAUAGAGAGGUGGCAGAGAAGAGUUUCGUGGGAAAUUUUGAUGUCAGGAUGAAUGCGAAAUGUGGUGGGAGAAGCAUUUGCAUGUCGAAUGUACCAGUAUCAGCGAGUGGGUGAUGGGACGAAGCAAGAGGAGUAUCCAGGUUUGCGAAGAACGUGCAAGUCGUGCCCUACCCGGAGACCGCGGAGGUAAACGCUACAUUUGGGUCAUUGGAGUGGACAGGUCAUGACUUACAUGAAUCCAUCACCAGGAUGGGAGGCACUGGAUUCGGCCACGGAAGUUCCACUGCGGCUACGAUACGCCAGCUCAAGCCGAUUGUACAGCAUAAACCGGCUCCUAUUACACGGCGCCUGCGCAGAAUUGAGGGACUUGCGGAGGCGCUCAAUGUACAAUCACACAAUUUUCAACUUAUACAAAAAGGCUCUGAAAGAGGGAUUCAGCGUUAUUCCUCCAUUCACGAACAUUGCUUUCUGAAAC
Molecule: messenger RNA, 1133 nt
Organism: Cercospora beticola
Lineage: Eukaryota; Fungi; Ascomycota; Dothideomycetes; Mycosphaerellales; Mycosphaerellaceae
Gene: MRPL28
Product: mitochondrial 54S ribosomal protein mL40
Biological process (GO): mitochondrial translation
Molecular function (GO): structural constituent of ribosome
Source: RefSeq, a predicted model, not a curated record